AUAGCUGACACUCUUUCUCCUUCACAGGAUAGAGACAUGAUGAUGCCUGCCCCUGGCCCGUAUCAGAAGCUAGAGCGAGGCUGGCAAACCAAGGGGAGGACUGGAAGCCUUCAGAGCCCCCAGAAAUUUAACAAUCAGGACUUCACCCACUUGAGAGACUACUGCCUGAGCCGAGGCCUGCUGUUUGAAGAUGACACCUUCCCAGCACAUGUCAGUUCCAUUGGUCCCAAUCUGCUCUCAGAAGACAAGCUGAGCCGCCUACAGUGGAAAAGACCAAUGAUGAUUGAGAGAAAUCCCCAUUUAAUCAUGGAUGGUGUUAGCAGAUUUGAUAUCAUUCAAGGAGAAAUAGGUGAUUGCUGGGUUCUGGCUGCCCUGGGAUCUUUGACAUUACAGAGGCAAUUUCUGGAAAAUGUUCUGCCAAAGGACCAAGGAUUCAAAGAGAAUUAUGCUGGGAUUUUUCAUUUCCGGUUCUGGCAUUUUGGAGACUGGGUGGAUGUGGUGAUAGACGACCAGCUGCCUUUUCUCAAUGGGAGGUACCUGUCUGUUCAACCGCGCAGCAGAAAUGAAUUCUGGCCAUCCCUGCUAGAAAAAGCAUAUGCCAAGUUGCGAGGCUCCUAUCAGAAUUUGCACUGGGGUUACAUUUCCGAUGCGUUAGUAGACUUGACCGGUGGAGUCCAAGUGCAGUUUCCUUUACAGAAACCUCCUUCUGAUCUGCAGGAGAUACUAAAAGCAGCUGCCAAAUCACAAUGCCUGAUGGGAUGUACCACGCCAGGAUGGCAAUCCAUUGGCAACGUGGAGUUGAAGAACGGACUCGUGAAAGGCCAUGCCUAUACUGUCACCGGGGCUACAGAAAUACCAUACAAGAAUGGCUGGGAAGAUAUAAUCAGAGUGUGGAAUCCUUGGGGUCACGGGGAAUGGAGAGGGCCUUGGAGUGAUGGCUCUCCCCAGUGGGAUCGAGUUCCAGUUGAAUAUAAGAGAGAUCUCUGUGAAGAUAAGGACGAUGGAGAAUUCUGGAUGUCAUAUCAAGCUUUCGCAGAGCAAUUUUUCUCGCUGUGUAUUUGCGAUAACACCCCAUCAUUUCUGGACUUUGGAGAUCAGCGUGGUACAAAGUGGUCCCUGGCCAUGUAUGUAAACCAAUGGGCUCGAGGACUCACUGCAGGUGGAAGCAACUAUCAUAAUGGUGCAUUUUCAAGGAACCCCCAGUACUUUAUCCAAGUGGAGGAGCCUGACCUGAAAAACUAUAAUGUGGUGGUGUCACUGAUGCGAAAACCUGUCAAUAAUAUGACAGAUGCACAAAAAUUGUUCACCGGCUUUUUGAUCUUCAGGGUUGAACCCGAGUUCCAGGGCCUGAGGGACAGAUUGCCAGUUGCAUUUUUCUCUCAGUAUAAGUCCAAAGUUCUGAAGUGCGGUUUGAACGUGUCAGCCCGAGAUGUCACCAAUUACUUUUACUUGAGCCCCGGGACCUAUGUUGUUGUUCCAGCCACAUCAGAAGAAGGCCAAGAGGCUGAAUUCCUCCUACGAAUCUUUCUGAGGUGCCAAGACUCCAAUGAGGACCUGAAAAGCAGGCUCAGCCCAGUGAUGCCAAAGGACAUACCCAAGCAGAGUCAAGACAACUCCUCUGAAAACGUCUUCCUCAGAUAUGCUACACAGGGUUCAGACAUCAAUGCCUCACAGCUGCAAAGGCUCCUCAAUGAAGUGUUCCUGAAAGAUUGGCUGGCCAGCCCGGGCAGAGGAUUCUGCUUUGAGUCAUGCAGAGGCAUUUUAGCUCUGAUGGAUCUCAAGUCUAAUGGAAGACUCUCCCUGCAAGAAUUUAAGCACCUCUGGAAACUCCUUGCUCAGUACAAGGACAUUUUCAGGAGGGUAGAGGGAACCGGUUCCGGAUUCCUGGAUAUCUCCGAUUUGAGGAAUGCACUACAGAGAGCAGGCCUGGCUGUUGAUGACCAGCUCCUCCAUGUGACGGCUCUGAGGUACAGCGAUUCCUCCAUGAGAAUCUGUUUCCCUGAUUUUGUGUGCUGCAUGCUCCGUCUCAAAACCAUGGCAAGUGUAUUUCGCAGUUUAUCAAAGGAUGGAAAGAUUUGCUUCACUGCAACAGAGUGGAUGAUUUUUACCAUGUACUGCUAA
Molecule: messenger RNA, 2121 nt
Organism: Terrapene triunguis (Three-toed box turtle)
Lineage: Eukaryota; Metazoa; Chordata; Testudines; Emydidae
Gene: CAPN13
Product: calpain 13
Exons: 21
Coding region: 37-2121 (694 amino acids)
Biological process (GO): proteolysis
Cellular component (GO): cytoplasm
Molecular function (GO): calcium-dependent cysteine-type endopeptidase activity; calcium ion binding
Source: RefSeq, a predicted model, not a curated record